Messenger RNA from Racocetra persica, 153 nucleotides. Lineage: Eukaryota; Fungi; Glomeromycota; Glomeromycetes; Diversisporales; Gigasporaceae. The record is from the annotation of a GenBank genome assembly.
CUAAAGCUGAAGCACAAAAAGCAAAAUUAGAGAAAGAAGGGCGUCGACGCAAUUUUCAAUUUGGCCAAAUGAUCAUAUUUUGUACUACUGAAGGAAAAUUUGUCAUUGGAAUUUCAAGUUUAUUGCUUACUAAACUUGGAUUUUUUAGGGAUU